CGCGCGCUUGGCAGCUGCGCUGAGCGCAAAUAUACGAUUUUUAUGGUUCUUUGACAUCGUCUCGUAACUCGAGAAACCCUCACGUGAUAAAGCGGCAUUCUUUUGCUCUCUCAUCAACGGUUCUUUCCGCUGCUAUCUCGACAAGACGACUGAAGAGGCUCGUCGAGUGGUCACAUUUGAGCACUUGCUUGAGCGCCUUCGGCCACUUGUCGCAUCUUGUAGCUUGUGUCUGCUGGUGGCGCUUGCAAGGUUGAGACCGCUGUGCGCUUGCUCUGCAAUGGAAGGUGACAAUGGGCAUCGCUGUGUUUACCUCGACUAUAAUGCAACUGCACCGGUGGAAGAAGAGGUCCAGAAAUCCAUCAUAUAUGCCCUGCAGGUGGCUUGGGGAAAUCCAACGAGCAACCAUGAUGGAGGUACUGAAGCACGUAGAAUUAUAGAUGAAGCUCGUAUGUCGGUCGCAAACAUGAUUGGAGCAUCGCCACCAGAAAUUGUCUUCACAUCAGGAGGGACAGAGAGCAACAACAUGAUUAUUCACUCGCUUGUGCGUCACUUCAGGAAGACAAGGAGCAGCUUUGCACCCCUCUCCAACUGCAAGAUUCCUCAUGUUAUCACAAGCAACAUUGAGCACAAUUCAAUCCUGCUUACCUUGAAAGACUUGUGUGAAGAUGAGCAUAUAGACCUCACAGUUGUUCCUGUCUCAAAAGUCACUGGUACUGUGUCUGCCGAAGAAGUUAUCACUGCUAUUCGACCCAAUACUUGCUUCGUCACCAUCAUGUUGGCAAACAACGAGACUGGAAUAAUUCAGCCAGUUAAUACCAUUGGGACUCUGCUGAAGGACGUCAACCAGCAAAGAAAGAAGCACAGCCUCCCAGAGGUUCUGUUUCACACGGAUGCUGCACAAGCACUUGGCAAAGUGGCUGUGAAUGUGGAUGACCUGAAGGUGGACUAUUUGACCAUUGCAGGGCAUAAGUUCUAUGGGCCUAGAACAGGAGCCCUCUACUUUCGAGACUCUAAGCCACUGUAUCCUCUCCUGUUUGGUGCGGGACAGGAGCGUGGUCUCAGGCCAGGGACGCCCAACACUUGCAUGAUUGCUGGAGUUGGAACAGCAGCAAUGCUAGUAGCCAAGAACUUGGGCACAUAUCAUCAGCUUAUGAAAGACUCGAGAGAUUACUUGGAGGAAAAGCUGAAGGAAGCGUUUGGGCCUCUGGUAUCUUUCAACCAUAGAAAAGGGGCCCAGGCUUUGCCAAACACCUGUAGUGUAUCAUUUGCUGGAAUGAAGGGUCCUGAAAUCUUGGCCAAGGCUAAGUAUGUUCUAGCCAGCACAGGGGCUGCCUGUCACCACACAGCAACCCCUUCAAGAGUGCUGUUGAAUUCUGGAGUCCUGGAGGACAAUGCUCGUGGAACGCUUCGACUGAGCACAGGAAGGAAAACAUGUGCUGAUGUGGAUGCUGCCGUCAGGAUGCUUCAAGAUGCAGUAUCAGCAAUACAGGAGGAACAGUCUUCUGGGGGUGAGACAGAUGUGCAUAUUGCGCAUUUUUGACACGAUUCCGUCUUCCUGCGCCAA
This is a messenger RNA of Rhipicephalus sanguineus (brown dog tick), 1564 nucleotides long. RefSeq names its product selenocysteine lyase-like. The record is from RefSeq and is a predicted model, not a curated record. NCBI's taxonomy places the organism in Eukaryota, Metazoa, Arthropoda, Arachnida, Ixodida, Ixodidae.